Molecule: messenger RNA, 1108 nt
Organism: Candoia aspera
Lineage: Eukaryota; Metazoa; Chordata; Lepidosauria; Squamata; Candoiidae
Gene: TMEM243
Product: transmembrane protein 243
Exons: 5
Coding region: 346-702 (118 amino acids)
Source: RefSeq, a predicted model, not a curated record
GCGGAGGCUCGGCGCUGCUGCGGAGGCUCCUGCUUGGCCCGGCGCGGGCGGCGUCCGGGAGCCGCGCGGGGCUCCUGCGCCUCGCCGGGAGCGGAUUUCUGCAGCUGCUGAUCAUGAGGAAGAAGGUUGAGGUUUGGAGAAGAGUCCCGGAUCCCUGGCGGUGAACCACAGCCAGCUUGUAGCAUCCAGAGCUAGAGGAGAAAUGCAUUUUCCAUAAAGACUGCCUUUUCUCUGCCCGAUGCUCUGCCUGCCCCGUGGGCUUCAGCUCUCUUUGUGACAAGGCAUGACUCUGUUUUGAGACGAGCGCGGCUGUUCAGAUCUGGACUUGAGAAGCCCUGGGAAAGAAUGGAGGAGUUCACUACCAGAACGUACGGGACCAGAGGCCUGGAUAACAGGCCUCUUUUUGGAGAGACGUCGCCAAGGGACAGAAUAAUCAAUUUUGCAGUUGGCAUUGUAGCUUCCUUGUUGCUUAUAGUCACUUUAAUCAGUGCUUUUGUCUUUCCUCACCUACCUCCAAAACCAGUGAAUAUAUUUUUUGCUUUCUGCAUCUCCUUGAGUUGUGUUUCGGCUGGCAUUCUUAUCUAUUGGUAUCGACAAGGAGACCUAGAGCCUAAAUUUAGGAAUCUAAUUUACUACAUUUUGUUCUCAAUCAUUAUGCUAUGUAUAUGUGCCAAUCUCUACUUCCAUGAAGUGGGGAAAUGACUUUCCUAGGACAAACGUUGCAAUGCAUCCAAAUGGUCCAAGGCACCACUUCCAGAUGUGCUGUCCGAAGAGAUGACUGCUUCCAAAAGGCCAAGGCUUCAUCAGUACAAACAUUGGAAGGAUGUCCUUGAGACUUCGCAGAUGUGUAUUUUAAUGGCUCUUCCUUCUGGUGAGGUGAAGUAGUGCAAUAUGAUAUGGCAUCUGCUUUUGGGGGGUGGGGGUAAGCAACAGAAUAGCUAUUAGUGCACUUAAUGAACAUUCCAAUUGUAUGCUUGUGUUUUUCAGAAUGGCACACCCUUUUUUCCUUUGUGAAAAAAAUGGCAUUUUUUAUUACACUGUACAAAAACUGCAGCACUGCAAAUGUCUGUACUACAUUAUAAAUAAAAAGGCAUCUACUAUUACAGAA